AUGACGGCUGCGCCAUCUUUACACGGUUUUAGGAUGAACCGACGGCUUUCAACAAUAAUUUUGCUUGCAGCCGCCGUUUCUAUCGCUGCGCAAAUACAGACAGUUUCAUCACAAGCGUACAACCCUUGUACGGAUAGCCCGUGUGGCAUCGGCGGCACGUGUAGCUGGGACACUCAGUACACGUGGACGUGCUCGUGCUAUAGCGGGUACGCGGCCUUAACCACUUCAUUCGACUUGUCCGGCAUAACCGUCUCCGGGCAGACGUGUGUUUCUUCAAGCUCCUCCCCUUCUUACUCCUCCCCAUCCUACUACUCCUCCCCAUCCUACUCCUCCCCCUCCCCUCCUUCCACCAACUCCUCCUCCUCCCCUUCCUCCUCCUCGGGUCUGUCCACAGGAGCAGUCAUAGGCAUAGUGGUGGGCGUGAUUCUGCUGCUGCUACUGCUCGGGGGAGUCGGUCUCUUCCUCUGGUUCAGGCACAAGAGCAAGGCCAGUGGGGCUGAUAAGCCUGGCCAGGCGUACGGGGGAACUGCGGCAGUAGGGGCUGAUCUAGAGGCGAAUAAGGGGAUCCACGACGCACAUCCCCACUGUUCUCCCUUCCCGUCUCCAUGCUACUAUCUAAGUGGCAUGUACCAGCAGCAGCAGCCACAUCAGCAUGCCAACCUGGCACAGCAGCAGCAGCAGCAAGCAGCAGCCUUCCAAUCACCUCCGUCCGUCUGUCAGCAAUUCGCCCUUGCUGACCUGGCGCGGGCCACGGGUGACUGGGCAGAGAGCAACCGGAUUGGCAGCGGGAGCUUUGGUGACGUGUAUAAGGCUGUCAGUCCCUUCGAUCCCUCUGUGCUGUGGGCCGUGAAGCGAGCGCGCGUGCUGACAAAGGACUUUCAGCGAGAGGUGAGCAGCACAGUGGCUAGGUUGACUUUUGAGUCGACUCAAAAGUCAACUUCACGCCUGCGAAUCCCUGUCCCAUCCUCCCCAUUCCAGGUGGCAGCGAUGGCAACCAAGCACCAUCCCAACCUGGUGGCAGCCAUGGCGACAAAGCACCACCCCAACCUGGUGCGGCUACUCGGCUACUGCAUCGAUAUGCACCCAGCAGCACCGCACUCCACCCAGGGCGAACUGAGCAUGGAGCAGAUAGUGGUGUACGAGUUCAUGGCCAACGGGGACUUGGAGCGGUGGGUGGGGGAGGGGGCGGCACAGCCGCUGGCGGUGGCGCAGCGCAUGGCGGUGCUCAUCGGGGCGGCCCACGGGAUUGACUUUGGCAUCCUCAUUCUGACCACAAUGUCCGGCCACAAUGCACUGAAAGCGGAUGAGAACGGCAACAAUUUCAACGCCAGGAAAUGGGCGGAGUCGUUAGUUGCGGCCGGCAAAGCGGAGGAAUUAAAAGACCCGCGAUUGGACGCCCCGGCAGAUUUGAUUCUGCGGCUGGCGCAGCUGGCGCUGCGCUGCACGGCCAUGCCCACCGUGUCUCGUCCUGACAUGAUCCAGGUGGUAUCUGAGCUCACGGCUCUCAGGAAGGAGUUUCUGGGGAAGGUGUCGUCUAGGAUGGCUGAGAGGAUUGAUGAGGAGGUGGAGUCCCAGAGAGUUGGGAAUUUCAGUGCGGAAAUAGCGAUGAUUGAAAGGCUGGCGUUUCAGGGUAGCACCAGUGCAAUGAGCAUUCGCUGA
Messenger RNA from Closterium sp. NIES-65, 1659 nucleotides. The record is from the annotation of a GenBank genome assembly. NCBI's taxonomy places the organism in Eukaryota, Viridiplantae, Streptophyta, Zygnematophyceae, Desmidiales, Closteriaceae.